Symbiodinium necroappetens is the source of this 933-nucleotide messenger RNA. Lineage: Eukaryota; Dinophyceae; Suessiales; Symbiodiniaceae. The record is from the annotation of a GenBank genome assembly.
AUGACCGAUACCCAGCUCCACCGACUCCGCGACAACAUCGCGAGUGUGUUCCUCGGCAACGACGACGCGAUCGACCAGCUGCUGAUCUGCCUGCUCGCGCGGGGUCACGCGCUGAUCGAGGACGUGCCUGGGGUCGGCAAGACGGUCCUGGCGACGGCGCUCGCACGAUCCGUCGAUGCGCGGUUCUCCCGCGUGACCUUCACGCCGGACAUGCUCCCGGCGGACGUGCUCGGCGUCUCCAUCCUGAGCACGGAGUCCGACGAGUUCCGGUUCAAGCACGGGCCGAUCUUCGCGAACGUCGUGCUGGCCGACGAGAUCAACCGCGCCGCCCCGCGGACGCAGUCCGCACUCCUCGAAGCCAUGAACGAGGCCACCGUCUCCGUCGACGGCGUCACCCACACGCUCCCCUCGCCCUUCAUGGUCAUCGCGACGCAGAACCCGCACGAAUUCCACGGCACGUACCCGCUCCCGGAGAACCAGCUCGACCGGUUCCUCAUGCUCAUCGAGCUCGGCUACCCCAGCGCGGAGACGGAGUCGCGCGUCCUCGCGACGCGACCCGCGUCCAACGCCCUGGCGGACCUCGACGCGGUCAUCCACGGCGACGACGUCCUCGAGCUCCAGAACCGCACGGACCGCGUCAGCAUCGCCGAGCCCAUCACGGACUACAUCGUCGCUCUCGCGCGCGCCACGCGCGAACACCCGGACAUCCGCCUCGGGCUCUCGCCCCGCGGCUCGCUCGCCCUCGCGGCCGCGGCCCGGGCCAGCGCCGUGCUCGAAAACCGGGAUUUCUGCACUCCGGAGGACGUGAUCGGCCACAUCCAGUCCGUGGUGGCGCACCGCGUGGUGAUGCGCCACUCGACCGAGUCGCACACGGACGCGGCCCUGAAGGCGAUCCUCGACGAGCUGACCCGGAGCGUGCCCUCGCCCGCCUGA